This is a messenger RNA of Vitrella brassicaformis, 734 nucleotides long. The record is from the annotation of a GenBank genome assembly. NCBI's taxonomy places the organism in Eukaryota, Vitrellaceae.
CGCAUCAUACAUACAAACUUGGUUCAGGACAGAAAAAAGUCAAUGAGCACUGGACAAACCCAACCGAGAAAUGCCGCCUCCCUCCCUCCAAUCAGUCCGUCCCCAGCACAUCCACACCAAUGUCUGUGUGUGCGCAUAUAUCUAAGUGCCGUAUGCCUCGUGGAAGCCCCUCGUGCAACCUGACAACCACAAACACACACACAAACACACUCCACGCGUCCUCUGUCUAGACCAGAUCUGAUUAAUGUGUCGACACACACCAGGGGCAUUGGGGUCUUCCUCACCGCAGCAAUCCCUGCACACACACGGAGAGAGAGUUCACGGACGCGCACCAGUAGCGUGCGGAUCCCUCUCACUCUCACCAGUAGUGUCCAGGCCACUUGUCGUGUUUGGGCACCUCUUCUACGGCCGCAUAAUACUGACAUACACAUGAUUGCGUCAAUCACACUCAGACGGGCCUGCACAUAGCUGCCGUACCUUAGCGCCUUCUGGGUGGUACCUGCAGACAAACUCCUUCUUGUGAUGCUGGCAGCUCGUCGCCGAGUUUGUCGUCACGUCAAACUCCUGAACAAAGGCAGCCAGCGGAUGAAGGGAGUCACGUCGAUGGACGGAAUUCAUCGCUUACCUGUUUGCAUUUUCGACACUUCCUUGCGUUCUUCGGGGGGAUAGAUGAAGCGGCGCCACUGUGGGAAACACUGUCCUUUGUUGUUGCCAUCUCUGCUCCUCCGAAUAAG